UCACGAUUCACCGGUAUACCGGUAUAUCGCGGUGCAUGUCGUGAAAAAAAUCGCACCGCGGUACGGCGUUGCCGCACCGGUUUUUUUUAAAAUAUUAUUAUAUUAGCACAGAUAUAAAUACAUUACAUAUUUAUUUUGAUAUAGAUAUCGUUUUAAAAAAUGUAGAAGCGGUUCAAAAGGGCUAAAUAAAUAAUCCGUUAAUAUCCAGGUCAAGCAAGCGCUUCCACUUGUAGAUGUUUAACUUUCACGUUUAAAAUACGGCGAUGUAUGGGUCCGUACCUUUUUUGGAAUUAGGGACAGAUUUCCUUUGCAAAUAAGUUCAUAAUUAUCCAAAAGAUGUUUAUUCUAUUUCUUAUUUUCUUUCUUUAGUAUAUCGAUCGUUCAAAGCAUGGCACUUCCGAAUCAUGUUAUCUUAAGAUUCUGAAUAAGUCGAGGAAGAGUCAGAACGCUACGGAUUUUCAAUACUGGGCCCGCUGACUCCGCAUUUUGAACAUGCUCUUGAAGCGUUCGAUUUACACAGAUCGUAGUCACAGCUAUUGUAAACAACAUGGCGGACAUUUUAGAAAAAGACGCGAACAAUAACAUUAUAACAAUGACUACUUCUAUCAAGUUUAUUACAGUUUCUUUUACAGUUUGUAGUCAUACUAUGAUACCAGUGUUUUCUGAUUAUUGAGUUUAAUAAAGUUUGUAAAACUUGUUAUUCUGCUGUUUUCUUCACAGAUACAUAUUCUGUAAAAUAUCGCGGUACGUACCGCGAUACAGUGUUGCCGUACCACGAUAUACCGCGGUACGCUCACGGCGUAUCGUGACAGCCCUAAUCUGAUUUGAUUUUACUAAAAAUGAUUACUUUAUAGUUGAUUCCGAGUAAUAUGAACAUUCUUCGCCGCGCGUGACAGCUAUAUUUCAGCACUGCUGAAAUAAAGGUUGCCAGAGGGAACGCGAUUCUUCAGCUGACCAACAAAAGCCCACGGACAUUCUGUGUACUUCAAGCCAUGAAGAAAUUCACUGGAGGCUUGGGAGAUGACGAUGACAGGGAGACAGGGGACAUGAUGGUCUGGCAGAAAUACUUCACUAAGCCCAUUGAAGAGACUGACUUUGUGGUGUCUACAUGCAAGGCUAAUGGGGAGGCAGCCCAUCUCAGCUGCAUUGAGGUGGAUGGGGAAUAUGUCCUGUGUGGGGGAUCCAAGAACGUACACCUGCUCUUCAAAAACAAAGCUGAUAUAGACAACUAUGUGGAAUCUCGGUACAGAAUCGCCACAGAGAUAUGUCACACUGUGAUGGAGUUUCUAGAUAGGCUGGAGAGCAUGCAGAGGACAGAACUGUUGGCAUUCCUAGUAGCAAGUCGAUACACUGCUGUAUUUGAAAUCCUGUCACCACUACAUCAACAUGUUGUAGAUCUCACACAUUUAAAAAGUCCACAACUGAAGUUUAUCACGUGGACCAAGUGUGAAUUGGAGGCUUCAGAGAAACUGCAACACCUGAAUGUGGUCCCACCACAUGUUGGAAUUGAGAUAGCACGAUGUCUAGGACUUGAUCCAGUGGACUAUGAGAUCAUGGAGAUGAAAGACUUGGAACCUCACAUCAAACAGAUCCGUCAAGGGUUCAACACAGAGGGAGCAGUUCUCUAUUUCCAUGACAACAAGGGUCAAGUGAUAGGUCUUCUCAAGAAGAAGUCAACAUGGUACAUUAUAUGCCGGGCUAUAAGAGAGAAAGUGAAAAAUGCGGUGUCCUCAAUGCAGAGAAAUCCUAAUACAUUUUCUAUAUCACGGUCUCUGAACCAGGCUGAGAAGAGGAUUAAAGAGAUACAGCAGUGGCUGGGUCUUGAUGAUCCCACAACCAGGGAGUGGAUGAGACUAGGCAGUGCAUGUGUCAAGUGGGUGAUACAUGAAGUGGAGCAAGGAACACUGACCAAGGAGGAAGUGGCAGACUUGUUCCCAGUCUACUGGAACCGGUUUUUAAGUGAAACAGGAAACUCUGACAAGGUCAAUGUUACAGACAACUCAACAGACGUUGGUGCCUGCAAAAGUUGAUAAUACUGUUUAUUAGAGCUCAUUGGGUCGUUUUCGACGUGAAAUGGCUUGAAGUGACCCGGAGGUGACUAUUAGCCGAUUCUAGUCACCCGGUCGGCUUGAAGUCACCCCAGGGUGACAUGAAUCGGCUUGAAGUCACCCUAGGGUGACAUGAAUCGGAUUGAAGUCACCCUAGGGUGACAAGAAUCGGCCUGAAGUCACCCAAGGGUGACAUGAAUCGGCUUGAAGUCACCCUAGGGUGAUAUGAGUCGGCUUGAAGUCACCCUAGGGUGACAAGAAUCGGCUUCUAGUCACCCCGGGGGGAAAAGAAUCAUUUCAGGUCAACAAUGCCCCAAUGAGCUUUAUUAGACCUUAGUUAGAUCAAUUAUACUAAACAUAUGACUAUAAUACUGGUUAUUAGUCUUUAGUUAAAUCAAUUAUACUUAUCAAAUGUUUAUUUGUUUACUUUUUAUUAUACUAUAGUUACAUCGACUGUCAUUAAAAGUUGAUACUACUGUUUCUUAGACUAUAGUUACCUCAACUACAUACUUAAAAGUUGAUAUUACUGUUUAUUACACUAUAGUUACAUCGACUAUACAAAACUUGAUAAUACUGUUUCUUAGACUAUAGUUCAUGUAACAGUGACUAUACAUAAAAGUUGAAUAUACUGUUUAUUAGACUUUAGUUACAUCAAGUAUACUUCAAAGCACUGCAGAUGGUAAAGUUGUAUCUACAUGAUGUCUAGGCCAAGUUAGAACAUGGGCCUUGCCGGGUCAAAAACUAGGUCACGGGAUCACUUAGUGCGUUUUAAACAUUCAGCAUGUUGUCCACUCUCUAAUUUAAGUAGUUUUCAUCCAAUCUUCACCAAACUUGGUCAGAAGUUUUAUCUAGAUGAUCUGAAGGCCAAGUUCAAACAUGGGCCAUGCCAGAUCAAAAUCUAGGUCACAGGGUCACUUAGUACGUUUUACACAUUGAGCAGGGUGUCCGCUCUCUAUUUCAAGUAGUUUAAAUCCCAUCUUCACCACACUUGGUCAGAAGUUGUAACUAGAUGAUGUGUAGGUCAACUUCGAACAUGGGCCAUGCCAGGUAAAAAACUAGGUCACGGGGUCACUUAGUGUGUUUUAAACCUCACCAUGUUGUCCGCUCUCUAAUUCAAGUAGUUUUUAUCCAAUCUUCACCAAAAUUGGUCAGAAAUGCAUCUUGAUAAUGUCUAGGGCAAGUUUGAAUGUGUCAUGCCGGGUCAAAAACAAGGUCACGGGGUCACUUAGUGUGUUUUAAACAUCACAAUGUUGUCCGCUCUCUAAUUCAAGUAGUUUUUAUCCAAUCUUCACCAAACUUGGUCAGAAGUUGUAUCUAGAUGAUGUCUAGGUCAAGUGUGAAUAUGGGUCAUGCCGGGUCAAAAACUAGGUCAUGGGGUAUCUUAGUGCGUUUUAAACCUCACCAUGUUGUCCCCUCUCUAAUUCAAGUAGUUUUCAUCCAAUCCUCACCAAACUUGGUCACCCAAACUUGGUCAAAAGUUUUAUCUGAAUGAUCUCUAGGACAAGUUUGAACAUGGGCCAUUCCGGGCCUAAAACUAGGUCACUGGGUAUCUUAGUGCUUUUUUUUACAUUCAGCAUGGUGUCCGCUCUCUAAUUCAAGUAGUUUACAUCCGAUCUUCACCAAACUUGGUCAGAAGUUUUAUGGAGAUGAUCUUAAGGCCAAGUUAGAACAUGGGCCUUUCUGUGUCAAAAACUAGGUCAAGGGGUCACUUAGUGCGUUUUAAAAAUUGAGCAUGGUGUCCUCUGUUUUCUGUGAAGUCGACAUGCAAAAUAUUAUGUGUCAAUGCGGCAUGUGGGGGUUUUUGUCACGUCUGUGACAAAGCUCUUAAUAUAUUAGCAGGUUAUUAAACAUGCAUUUGAUUCUUCAAGUUUUUUAGCUCACCUGAUUGCUCAGGUGAGCUUUUGUGACCGGUCUUUGUUCGUUGUCUGUCCGUCGGUCGUCCGUCCCUAUUUGUUCGUAAACACUCUAGAGGCAACAUUUAUUGUCCGAUCUUCAUGAAACUUGGUCAGAAGCUUUGUCCCAAUGAAAUCUCGGUCGAGAUUAAAACUGGGUCGUGCCGGGUCAAAAACUAGGUCACUAGGUUAAAAAACAGAAAAAACUUGUAAACACUGUAGAAUUCACAUUUCAUGCCCAAUCUUCGUGUAACUUUGUCAAAAUGUUUGUCUUAAUGAUAUGUUGGUUGAGUUCAAAAGUGGUUCCGGUCCGUUGAAAAACAUGGCCGCCAGUGGGCGGGACAGUUUUCCUUAUUUGGCUAUAGACAAACCUUGUAAACACUCUAGAAGUCACAAUAUUUGCCCAAUCAUCAUGAAAGUUUGUCAAAACAUUGGUUUUAUUGAUAUCUCGGACGAGUUCGAAAAUGGUCCAGAUCGGUGAAAAAACAUGGCCGCCAGUAGCGGGGCAUUUUUCUCUAUAUGUAUUUAGUGAAAACAUGUGAACACUCUAAAAGUCACAUGUUUGGCCCAAUUUUCAUGAAAUUUGGUCAGAACAUUUGUUUCCUUGAUAUGAGAGUUGAGUUUGAAAAUGGUUCCAGUCAGUUGAAUAACAUGGCUGCUGGGGGGGCAGUUUUCUCAUAUUUAUAUAGUAAAAAAAGCUUGUGAACACUUUAGAAGUCACAUUUUUUGCCCAAUCAUCAUGAAACUUGGUGAAAAGAUUGGUUUUAUAUAUAUCACAUAAUUAAUGCCAUAAUUAUUGCCUUUAGAUUGUCCAAAUUUUCAUUAUAUUAUACAAAAUCUUUGUAAACACACUCUAGAGGUCACAAUUUUGUUUCAGACUUUAAGAAUCUUGGUCAUAAUAUUUAUUUUUGUAAGCAAAGUUUGAUGUUUGGUAAGGGGGGGUCAACUCAAAAUAUAGGUCACCAGGUCAAAUCUUACAAAAACAAAAUCACUCAAUAUGCCAGAGUUUUGGUUCAAUAAUGAUGAAACUUUACCAGGAUGUUUGUCUGGACAAUAUCUAGCUCAAGUUUGACGUGUGGUAAAGAUUGAAGGAACUGACACCUCUCAGGUGAGCGAACUAGGGCCAUCUUGGCCCUCUUGUUCUUGUUAUCUAUGAAUGUAAUUGUAACCCUGCAAACAAUUUUUGUAGGGGGGCCUGAUUGGUGUUUGUUGGCACAAAAUGAUAUAAUUUGGCGGUGUUUUUUUGGGGGUGUAAAAUGCUUGUCUUUUCUCAAAUGAUCACCGUCAAGUGUAGAUGUGCAAUACAAUAUAUUUCUGUGCUGUCAACCAAUAAAUCAUGAGUGCUAUGCCCCUUGUUUUAGCAAUUUUUAUUGAAGAAGCAUACAAUGUACUUAUUAUGUCGUGAUAACUUAUUGCACAUUUCUUCGUCAAUUAAAUCAAAACUUUAAAUUUUCAGUGACCCACUUAUUUUCUAGUUAUGUUCCUUGAAUUUUGCCAUGGGUGCUAUGGAAAAUAAAUGUUUGAAGCAAACUAAGUAUACAUUUCUCAAACAAUAAAACUGAAACUGAAAUCUGUCAUCAUUAUGAAUUAUAAGUGAACAUGUUAAGAUUAUAAACAUCAUUGACAUGUAUUUACUGUUGAAUUUAUAUAUAUAUUUCUUCUGUAUCAUGGAUGCUGGUAAUCACUUUCUAUUGUUGUUAUUUAUGGUACAUGUACCGGUUCUUUAAUAACGUUCUGCAUAUGUAUAUUGUGCAAUUAUUUGUAAGAAUGUAUAUCUUAGUUUUAUGAGCAAAUCAAUUUUUGUAGAAAAAUUGUAAUGCACUGUUAAAGUUUUAUACAAAUAUAUUGAUGCAUUUGUAAAAACUUUCAAAAUAUAUUUUCUUUAUUUGCAUUAAUUGAGGAUUGGAGCGGUUACUGAAAUUAUAUAAAAAUGUUCGUUUUCCGUUAUUCAAAUAUACCGGUAUUGUAACUUCAAACCUUAGAUUCAAAUGUCCGAACUUAAGACCUUCCGAAACAAAUCUUAUAGGCAUCUUAUUUAAAACUUGUAAUCAUUUUUGAAAAAUUUAAUUGAACAGUAUAAUGUUCGUCAUCUGUUUUAACAAAUUGUAUUUUCGGAUGUUAUAAGUUAUUUCCGGUAAACUUUUAAUCAGUAACCCUCAUUCAGUACUAAAUUGCACGUGUCCUUCGUCUUGAUCGCGUGAAAGAAUUUUAAACACGAGGAAGUGACACUUUUAAUUUCUUUUACCUCAUAUUGGAAAGAACUUAAAUUUUAGAGGAUAGAUUGUUUGAAAUGAACACUCGAGCCUAAAUAAAAUAAAAUUAUACCUUAUGGCAAACACAUUUAAUUUAUUGGUUAAUUAACGAAAUUCUGUUAAGAAAUCAUUGAUUUGAUAUAUGGAUAAAGCUAAUACAAUUAUUUGCUAUUUGAA
Messenger RNA from Dreissena polymorpha, 6369 nucleotides. RefSeq lists its product as uncharacterized. NCBI's taxonomy places the organism in Eukaryota, Metazoa, Mollusca, Bivalvia, Myida, Dreissenidae. The coding region runs from base 993 to 2030 and encodes 345 amino acids. The record is from RefSeq and is a predicted model, not a curated record. The transcript has 11 exons.